AUGAGAGUCGUCACAGCUGUAACUGAUGGUUUUUACUCGAUCGGGACACAAAACAUUCGGCAAACAUUCACUUGGAAUCAACUGGCUCCAUGUGGAGCUGAAUUCCUCUCGAUCAAUUCAAUUCCGGACGGGGAGACAUCGUUGAGAACUGCUGUUGGGGCAGCAUCGAUCUCUGGGAGCCAAGGUCACGCUCAUUGCUUGUGGCUGAGCGGAUGUACGACAAAUCGAUGUGCUUGUCGAAAGAAGAGUCCACUUUGCGACUCGAGAUGCCACCAUGCAAGAAGUUGUACUAACAAG
Molecule: messenger RNA, 297 nt
Organism: Mesorhabditis belari
Lineage: Eukaryota; Metazoa; Nematoda; Chromadorea; Rhabditida; Rhabditidae
Source: the annotation of a GenBank genome assembly